AAGAAUAAUAAAAUGGGAAAUACUGAGAGUAAUGUGGUGAGUGGUGUUAAGAAACAAGCAGGAGCUGCCUUGCAGCCAAUUUAUAAACUAUGCGAUUUGAAAGGUGGUGGCCUUUUAGUGGAACUUAUGAAAAGAGCAACCCAAAAUAAGCAAUAUGCCGAAAUAGAUCAUGCUAUUAAAACUAAGGUGGAGCAUUUUUUAUAUAAUAAAGGAGCUGGUCGUUAUAUUCCUAUAUCACAAUUAGUACUAUUGAGGAAUAAGGAACGACCAAGGCACAAAUGGCUUCCACAAUUACGCGCAAUGGAAAAUCCUGAAGAUUUCGAAGUAGACGAUGAAGGUCCCGAAGUUUCCCAAGAAGAAUAUCAAAAAAACCCACAUUUAUAUAGACACAUUUGUUGGAAGAUAAAAGAUAGAGGGGCCGUAGGAGAAACACUCAUGCAUCUGUGUCUAUUAAAUGCGACUUCUCUUCAUGCUGAUCUGGCCAAAAGACUGUUACGCUUUUAUCCUAAUCUAAUAAAUGACAUUUACAUGUCUGACGAAUAUUAUGGAGAAAGUGUAUUACACAUUGCUAUUGUAAAUGAAGAUCCAUCUAUGGUUAGAUUUCUUCUGGAUACUAAUGUAAAUAUUCACGAGCGAUGUUUUGGAAACUUUAUGUGUCCAGAAGAUCAAAAGUUUUCCAGAUCAGAUUCUCUUGACCACGAAUGGGUUAACGUUUGCCAAGAAACUAAUUAUGAAGGGUAUGUGUAUUGGGGAGAAUACCCACUAACUUUUGCUGCUUGUUUGGGACAAGAAGAAAGCUUUAGGCUAAUUCUUGCUCGUGGAGCUGAUCCAGAUGCACAGGAUUCUAACGGAAAUACGGUUUUACAUCUUUUAGUUAUCAAACAGAAAUCGGAACAUUUUGAUAUGUCGUACGAAGUUGGAGCCAGUCUUUCUAUCAGGAAUAACCAAGAUUUAACUCCUUUGACUCUAGCAGCUAAACUUGCAAGAACCGAUAUGUUUUUCCACAUUUUAAACUUGGAAAGAGAAAUAUAUUGGCAGAUAGGAAGUAUAACAUGCGCAGCUUAUCCUUUAUCGCAGAUUGAUACCAUUGAUAUGGAAACGGGACAUAUUUGCAAAAUAUCAGCUUUAAAUUUGGUAGUUUUUGGAGAUAAAGAUGAACAUUUGGAAUUGUUGGAUGGUCUACUAAUCGAUUUAUUAAACGCAAAAUGGAAUACUUUUGUCAAAUUUAAAUUUUAUAGACAAUUUUUUACGUUCGCGUUUUACUUCAUUAUAUCACUUUUUGCUUUUACUUUACGACCUGGACCACCGGAGCCAUCAAUAUCGACGAAUAAUGCUACUAACGCCACUGUGCAAAAUACUUUGAAUAGUACUGGAAAUGGUUCGAUUAUUCUUAACAAUACAGUCAAUCUCGUCUUGCAAUUAAAUGAUACUGUGAAGAAAAAUAAGACAAAGAAUUUAAGUAAUGAUGAUGAUGACGAUGAUUAUGACGUGGAAGAAUGGUGGGACAAUCUAAGAGAAGAGUGUAGGCUGAUGCAGUUGGAUUCCUUACAAGCUAAAAUCAGAAUUAGUGCUGAAAUAGCGAUAACUAUUGGAGCUUUUUUAUAUUUAGUCGCCGCAGUACGUGAAGCUCGAUUUUUAGGUCUACGAAUGUUUUUCGAAAAUCUGAAAACUUCACCGUCACGUGUAAUGUUCCUAUUUUCUUGCAUACUAAUGCUGUUUAUACCUAUUCUUAGAAGUUUUUGUAUGGAUGAACUUGAAGACACGAUAGCAGUGAUGGUAAUGUUAACGACAGCUCCGUACUUUUUGUUUUUCUGCAGAGGUUUCAAGACAGUUGGUCCUUUUGUAGUCAUGAUAUACAGAAUGGUAAUGGGCGAUUUGAUAAGAUUUGCAAGCAUUUAUUUGGUAUUUGUGAUGGGAUUUUCUCAAGCUUAUUACAUAAUUUUUCUCACGUUUGAUAAUCCUUUAACACCUGAAGAUGUUGAUGAUUCCGCUACGAAUCCAAUAUCAACUCCCAUAGAGUCAAUUAUGGCCAUGUUCUUGAUGUCUUUAACAAAUUUUGGUGACUAUUAUGAUGCUUUCGCUAGAACAGAACAUGAAUAUGAAGCAAAGAUACUUUUUGUGAUAUUCAUGGCAAUUGUGGCAAUUCUUCUAAUCAAUAUGUUGAUAGCCAUGAUGGGUAAUACUUACCAGAAGAUUGCCGAAACAAGAAAUGAAUGGCAAAGACAGUGGGCAAGGAUAGUACUUGUUGUGGAAAGAGGGGUCAGUCCUCCGGAACGUCAUAGACAGUUGAUGGUUUAUUCACAACCUAUGUCCGAUGGCACUCGAGCUCUUGUAUUGCGACUGAAUCAAUCGGAUGAAGAUAAAGAGGAAAUGAAGGAAAUUUUGGAAAUAAAAAGAAGACAUGAACGAUAUGUAAAAAAAAGGAAAGAAGCAAAACAAGUCCCAAAUAAAUUAGUUCACAAAUAACUUUUAUUCUAGAAAUACAUUCAUAUGGAAGUAAUUUGGUAUUUACAAAAUUAAUAGAGAGAUUAAUAAAGCUAAAAAUUUAACAACUUUAUCUAUUCUACUAAAAUUAUCAUAUUCUUGUUCAUAUUAUAAGACAUAAUUCUUGAUUACAGACUCGGUUUUUUACAAAUGCAAGCUUUAGAAAUUAUACUGUAAAAAAUUUUUUGACUGAUGAAGUUAAGAGUUUAUUAUCUUAUAAAAACUAAAUUCUUGUGUAUUUAACAAUACAUGGUAGUAAUUAGAUAAAUGUUACGGAACUUUAAGCAACAAAUUAGAAAUAACAAAAAUGUAAAGUCCUUAAUUAUAAGCUUGAGUUAGAUUUCAUAAAUUUCCUCAUACAAAAAAUCAUUAUUAACAAAAUAUUCUUUAUUACACCCACAAGGUACACCAUUUUGAUGUUUUAUAAACUAAGUCUUACUUUUAACGCGACGUUUUUCAUCGGGUUUAUUUUUUUUCCUUGGAGUUAGUGCGCUGUCAACCUAAAAAGAAAAAAAAAUAAUUCUGAACUCUAUAGAUCAUAAUGUAUCCAUAUAGGAAUAGAUGGCACUAAUAGUAAAAAUUCAUAUGAUUUUCAGUUAGCCCCAGCCUUUAAAAGUCACGUGUACAAAUUAAAUACCUAUUAGUUUGUGAGUUAUAGAAUUUUGAGUGAAGCAUUGCUUUUUUGGCAAAAAAAAACUAUUGAAGCGAAGGCGAACAUUAUUUGGAUUUGCCGCAGGAAAAUCAACUGUUGAGAAGUGGAUUGCUAAGUGUAAACAAAGCGAAAUGAGCCUCGAGGACGAUAAACGCAGUGGAUGCCCCAAAGAUGCUGCCACUGACGAAAACAAAAAAAUCCACAAAAUAUUAUCGGAUGGCCGUAAAGUGAAGUUAAUUGAGACAGUUGAAACCGUAACCGUGUUGAAAAUAUUGUGAAUGAAUAUUUGGGUAUGCGAAAUCUAUCUUUAAAAUGGAUGCUUAGAUUCGACCAAAAACAAGAACAAAUUGAUGAUUUUGAGCAGUGUUUGGUCGUAAUAAACCCGGAUUUUUUCGUCGAUAUGUAAAAAUAGCUGAAACAGCUACCGGAGUGCAAUCUACAGUGAACUUACUGCUCGUGAUGAACUUACUCCGUAGAAAAACACAAAAUUCGAUUGUUAAGGAUAUGGUAUAAGUAUUUGGGAUGCGUAUGGUAUAAUAUUAAUAGACUACUAAAAAGGGAGAAAUCAUAAACAGCCACUAUUACAUAGCGUUAUUGGAUUGUUUGCAGGACAAAAGUACUUUUUUAUGCUUCUAUUAGAAAUAUAGAUGUGGAUUACAUUGGACAGAAACCUGUAAUAAGGUAUAAAAAGUAAGCCUAACUUUAAUGCUGAGUAUGGUAUAUUCUUAUACUAAUGUUUACCCUACUGGCGGUAGGAAGUAUUUACAACUAUUAGACUUUAUUAGCUUCAACUCGGAAUUUUUCUGAUCAAAACAUUCUCCUUUGGAUAUCUUUCCCCUGUUCGUUUAUGGACCACUAUAUAUUUUAGAAUCUUACAAUUUUGUGUAAUCUUUUGCCGAUUGUAUGAAUUCUCUAAAAUAAACUUCAUUUUUAUAUUUCAA
This is a messenger RNA of Diorhabda carinulata, 4077 nucleotides long. RefSeq names its product transient receptor potential cation channel subfamily V member 5 (gene nan). Gene Ontology annotation, biological process: calcium ion import across plasma membrane. NCBI's taxonomy places the organism in Eukaryota, Metazoa, Arthropoda, Insecta, Coleoptera, Chrysomelidae. The transcript is spliced from 17 exons. Gene Ontology annotation, molecular function: calcium channel activity; protein binding. The coding region runs from base 13 to 2466 and encodes 817 amino acids. Gene Ontology annotation, cellular component: membrane. The record is from RefSeq and is a predicted model, not a curated record.